Diprion similis is the source of this 1241-nucleotide messenger RNA. RefSeq lists its product as uncharacterized. The record is from RefSeq and is a predicted model, not a curated record. Bases 88 to 783 code for a protein of 231 amino acids. The transcript is spliced from 4 exons. NCBI's taxonomy places the organism in Eukaryota, Metazoa, Arthropoda, Insecta, Hymenoptera, Diprionidae.
AACUACUUGGAAGCCACGUACCUGAUCCUGCAUCGUCUUUUCAGAGUUUAUAAAAAUCGUGAGAAGCUUAAUUUUGGCAUAUAAAAUAUGCCAAAGUCUCCGUUGAGUGCGCCGAGCGGCAGUGACAGGCGAAAUAAAAGUUAUGACUGGGCGACGCGAGAUCGGCGUCACAAUUCUGGACAUCGAGGAGGUUAUGGAGGUUAUGGAGGUUAUGGUCAGUUCCAGGGCGAGAAGUACGAGUGUUUUGUACCCGGGCGAAACGACGCCUCGCCACAGAGUACCGGGGACGAUUUUAUACCCCUUGGAGUCAGCAGCCCGAUCGAUCAUCAUCAGAGAGGUAACGGAAGUUGGCGUGGACCAAGACGCGGUCGCGGAGGUUUCAAUCAGCACAGAAACAGCUUCAACCUCGACAGUCCCAGGACGAGUUUCAACGAUUCCAACUCUCCCAGGUUCUUUCAGAGGCAUCAAUUCUCACCGCGAGGGGUAAGGGAGCCUCGGCAGAAAAACGUGCAUAGGCAAGUAGACAUAGCGGCUUACGUCGAUGUCAAGUCAAUGCUGGAGGAUCCUUGGGCUGAUUUGAUGACGAAAUUAGAAACAUCGCAGUCCUUGUGCGGACCCAGGAAUGAUUCUACGAAUCUCGAUGCCAGCGGGAGUUCCUGCGGUAGUAUUUUAAUGGGCAAUCUGACCGUCGAUUCUAACGGCAAGAAUUCAAGUUCCGAAAGUCAAGAGUCCCAGAUUCUAGCUGCCCCUGAAAAAUCAGAAUCGAAAACAAUGCCAAGUUAGUAAAGUCUUAGCGGUUUAAUACCGUCGAAUGUAAAUACUUGAUGAGUUCGUGUAAAUAUUUUGGAAUAUGAAAAGAUUUUUUUUUCUUUUUCUCUUAAAUUUUCAACACUGACUAAUAAUUACGUGGGAUUCAUACUCACAACUUAUAUUGGUAAUGUUUUCUACUCUUCUCUGUGAAGCAGAUCCAUUAGGAUAUCAUAUCAGCAGUGCAACUACUUCCAGUAUGCUGAGAUAAAAGUAGGGAAAUGAUAUUACGAUAAUAGAAAAACAGAUAAUAUUCUCACUAUUCCUGGCUGUGAUGAUAAAUAACUGUUUCUACUCACAUUUAUGUGCAAUUUUAUUGUUUUUUUUUUUUUUACGGAUUUUACUAUCAACUGAGCCGUGAAACUUUUUUCUGGAAGGAUAAAAAUGACCCCAAUCGCAAAAUAUAUUCUACGAAAGAUUGACACACAAUUUGU